Messenger RNA from Haliotis rubra (blacklip abalone), 4335 nucleotides. RefSeq names its product ankyrin repeat domain-containing protein 50-like. The coding region runs from base 162 to 3569 and encodes 1135 amino acids. Gene Ontology annotation, molecular function: protein binding. The transcript has 3 exons. The record is from RefSeq and is a predicted model, not a curated record. Lineage: Eukaryota; Metazoa; Mollusca; Gastropoda; Lepetellida; Haliotidae.
UGAUAAGAUCACUAAUAACUGGUUUGAACCAGUGUUUGUUUAUGAGAUCGCCGGACGUGUGUCAAAUAGUAUACACAGUGCUUUUCCAAGUAAAUAAUUACCGACAGAGAAGUGUUCUCGUCACCUGAAAUGCGUGAUCAUAUAAAGGAUAGACAUUGAUAAUGUCACAGAUACAUGUGCACGGGUACAACGUCUCUGUUGGAGGACAACAGGUGAUACAACAAGUCGGAGCUGUAACAGAGGAAGGAGGUGAUGAGGAGGGCAACGUGUGUGUCGGUGGCACGCAGGUCAUCAAUAAAUAUGCUUCACCUCCUCAUGAUGGGGACAGUGAGGUAAAGAGGCGCAGUCAACAUAAAGCUUGGACUACAGCGUGCACUGUGGUGAAAGAACAUGUCCUCAAACAUCCAGUUACCACCAUAAUAGGAAGUCCUGGUGAAGGAAAGACUACAACGGGUUAUUUGGUGAUGAACGACUUCUUGAAAAGACGAUGGUGCACAUUUGCUCCCAAAACACCCCAGGAAUAUUUUUCUCACUCGAUGGAAGAACACACGAUUGUUUUGUUGAAUGAUAUUUUCGGGACAUUUGAAUAUGAUGAGAAUUGUUGGAAAGGUUGGCUUUCUGUUUUUGAUGACAUAAGAUCUCAUAGCCUUAAAAACUCUCAUAGAGAAGAACCGGAAACAUCCAGUGUGAAAUACAUCAUUAUAAGCAGAGACUAUAUUUGGAGAGAAGCAGAGCACAAAUUAGGAAAAUUUAUUAACAACAUAUUCACGAAGGUCAAUAUCCUGGAUAUCAGUACAUCUGUUGAAGCUAAGCUAAACCUUGAUGAUAAGCUGCAAAUCAUUCAUGUCAUGAUGAAUGAACAUGACAGAGAACUUUCCAAAGAUGUCAUUGAAAGAAUAAUCAAGGAACCCACUCCACAUGGGUUUCCACAUUGUGCAGAGCUGAUGUUUACCUUGCAAGACACACGAGAAGACCCAGUGACGUUUUUUAGAGAACCACUUGUCUUCUUGAAGGAGACAAUCAGACAGUUGAGUGACGAUCUGGUAAAACGCUACGUUUUCAUUCUACUCCUUAAACACGGAGGGGAGAUGCCACUUUGCAAAACAACAGAACAGUUACAAGAUGCUGGAAAGGGGUUGAUUCCUGAUCACAUCAUGGAUACCUUUGAUGUUCAUACCUUCCAGAAGACAUGCUACGUGUUACAAGGGCCAUAUCUUCAAAUAGAGGAAGACAUGAUCAAGUUUUCCCACCCAUCUGUGCUCCAAAGUGUAGCAGUGAAUCUCGGAUGUGACUUUCCUGAGUUGUUAAUUAAACAUUGCCAUAUGAACGUGUUAAAGGACAUCCUCCGACACGGGUUUGAACCUAGUGAGAGCUAUGUCGAUGUCACACAUAACAUCAUCCCAAUCGUGGUUGAUAGAUUUGCAAAGGAGCUUUGUAAUGGAAACAUGAUACAUGUUCUUUCGCAUGUCCUUCUGCAGUGGAAAGAGUUUGUAGUGAAAUUGCUCAGUUGCUCUGAUAUUCCAAAGGAUUUGCCAGAGCAUGUUCAUGAAGCCACAGGCGAGUCCUGCUUGUAUCUAGCAUCGAGCAACAAGAAAAACGUGAUUUUAGAAGAGCUAUUGAGAAGGUUCCCAAUGACUAAACAUAACUUGGUAAAUGCUUUGUUUGGUUGCUGUGAGUUUGGAAACAGCAGUGGCGCCAGUUCUAUCCUUUCAUCUAACCAGGAAAAUUUGCAUGAAGUGAGAAACAAAGACGGAGAAACGUUUCUUUUAGUUGCUGCCAGGAAUGGACACAUUGACGUAUGCAGGGCUGUCCUUCCUCGUCAAAAUGUUGACUUGGGGAACAAGCAAGGGGACACCGCUUUGCAUUUAGCAGCAGAGCAAGGCAAUACUGAUCUCAUAAAUCUGUUGAUAGAUCAGGUUAAUGAUGUGGAUCAGAGGAACAAGAAGAUGGAAACAGCUCUACACAAAGCAUUACUUGGUGGACAUAUUGACGCGUCAAAGAAUCUUUUAGAAAGCGGAGCUGAUUUUACCAAGACAGAGUCAAUGGGACUGACGGCACUUCAUUGUGCCUGUUACACGGGUCUAUCAGAGAUAGUUACAAUUCUGGUGGAAAAAGGUUGCGACAUCCAUGCACUAAACAAACGUGGGAGUCAUGCAAUCACAAAAGGUGCUGAAAGUGGACAUACAGAAAUAGUAGAACUGUUACACAAUGCAGGAUGUAGUGUGCACAGAUCUAACAAUGAAGGUUACACUUGUCUACACUUCGCAGGUCAGAAUGGUCACAUGGAUACUGUCAACUGUCUACUAAGAUUAGGCUGUGAUAUAAAUGCCAGAAGUCACAUUGGACGUACGCCUCUAAUGCAAACGGUCAUUGGAAACCAGUUGGAGGUGCUGGAGAUCUUAGUGGAAAAUGGGGCUGACAUCAAUGCUGUGGACAUCGUAGGAUUUAAUACACUAAUGGUGUCUAUUAUGUCCUUUUCUUCAGAUGGAGCUCUGUUUCUGCUUGAGAGGGGUGCAGAUAUCCAUCACCAUUGGUCGGUGCCAAAGUUUAUAAGCUGUCGUCCUUUACAACUUUUUUGGGGAGGGUUAAUACUGCCUCUCCUUCAUAUGAGCAAUAUGAUGGAAAGGUUUCUUCCACAAAAUACUUUGUCACCCCUGAUGCUCUGUGUGAUUACAGGCCAAAAAGACGUUAUGGUGAAUAUUUUAGAACAAGGAGAGGUUCUUGGUGAAAAUCUUCUACACAACUGCUGUGAAAAUGCAGACAACUGUGUUGCCAUGGUCGCGACAAAUCUACCAUCCUUUCCAAAUGCGCUUCAAAAGUCUUUCAUUGCCCGUUUGAAACACGUGUGUACACGUGAUGUUGCUCAGGAACUUAUUCAAAGAGGAGUCGAUGUCAAUGCGUUUGAUAGCAAUGGGUUUGCCCCUUUGCAUCUUGCAGCUGGAAAUGGCCACACUGGUAUUUUGAAAGUAUUACUGGACAGUAAUAAUUGUUUGCUCAAUCCAAGAUCUCGCAAGGAUAAGUCAACUCCUUUACAUGCAGCUGUGGGAAACAAUCACACGGAUUCAGUAAACCUGCUGCUGGCGCACCAUUGUGAAGUAAACAGCAAGGAUAUUGCAGGUCGAAGUCCAGUACAUUUAGCUUGUGAGACGGGCAAUCCCAUUGUUCUGCAGGACCUUCUAGCACAUGGAGCUGAUGCUAAUAUUCAGGAUCAGAAAGGCAACACACCCCUACACUAUGCCGCCUGGGAAGGUGAUCUUGUCAGUGUACGCUGUCUGUUGGGUACUGGAAACAUCUUGGACAUGCAGAACAGGUAUUCUUUCAGAGCAGUCGACUAUGCCUAUGCUCGCUGUAAGACAGACACAGGAAGGGUGCUUGAACAACGUUUUCCUCCACGGAGUCUUCGAAGACGGUGUAAGCUUCAACUAUUGAAAAAAUUGUUUGCACACCCGAACGUGUGUUUCAUCAUGGAUCAUUCCGUGGUGGCACUGUGUGUAUGUGUAUGUAUAUGGUAUGUAUUUGUUAUCACAUGCUUGUUUCACGUUUUCCAAAGAAUGUUUUGUUACCAGUGACCAAGACGUCACAUUCUGAGCAUGUCACGGAUCUUCUAAGAAGCACCUGGGUUGUUUCUGGUAAUGUCAUAAAUGGGAUCGGUACCAUUAUCAGCAGGGGGAAAUAUCAUGUCAACAACAUUACGGCAACCUCUGAGGUCUGGGAAGGUCAUCUUGAAAGACAGUGUACUCUGUCUGAUCGGUACUGUGAAUAUCUUGAACAUACAGAAUAGGUAUUCCUUCAGAGCAGUCGACAACGCAUAUGUUUGUUGCAAUACAGUCACAGGAAGGGUAAAAGAACAACGUUUCUCUCCAUUGAGUCUUCGACGAUGAUGUAAACAACUGAAAACUGUGUUUGUACAGCUGUUCCUGAACACUUGUGGGUAACAUUUACCGUUUUAGUUAACUGUGUUUGUACAGAUGUUCCUGAAACCUUGUGGGUAACAUUUACCGUUUUAGGUAACUGUGUUUGUACAGCUGUUGCUGAACACUUGUGGGUAACAUUUACCGUUUUAGUUAACUGUGUUUGUACAGCUGUUCCUGAACACUUGUGGGUAACAUUUACUGUUUUAGUUAACUGUGUUUGUACGGCUGUUCCUGAACACUUGUGGGUAACAUUUACUGUUUUAGUUAACUGUGUUUGUACAGCUGUUCCUGAACACUUGUGGGUAACAUUUACUGUUUUAGUUAACUGUGUUUGUACAGCUGUUCCUGAACACUUGUGGGUAACAUUUACUGUUUUAGUUAACUGUGUUUGUACAGCUGUUCCUGAACACUUGUGGGUAAC